Molecule: messenger RNA, 1602 nt
Organism: Aspergillus puulaauensis
Lineage: Eukaryota; Fungi; Ascomycota; Eurotiomycetes; Eurotiales; Aspergillaceae
Exons: 2
Coding region: 1-1602 (533 amino acids)
Source: RefSeq, a predicted model, not a curated record
AUGGAUACUGACACCAUUAUUAUCGGCAACGGGCCGUCUUCCAUGAUCCUGUCCUACAUUCUUCACGGUUAUCUUCCUUAUUAUUCGCCUCAGCAUCCUCAUCCCGACCCGUUAUUGCACGCGAAGCUUAAGGGUGCCCCGGCGCUUCUAGGGGCCGACGUGGAUGCGCUUACUGAGCAUUUCGCCGCUUCCCGCCUCUCGUAUUCCACUCAGGCUCUUCCGGUAAACGUGCUACUGGAUACGCUUGUCCGACCAAGCGUCGAUGUUGAGGAACUACAGAGCAUCACCAAUGUGGAAUGGCGGUAUGAGCCCGAAAAGGCUAUCCCUCAUAAAGUCUUCGGCAAUGCGCCGCGACCCGGUGGCCAGUGGACCGAGAAUCGGAUGCCUGCAAGCUGGGAAAUUCAGACGUUGAGCUAUGCGUCGAUGCUUUCCUUACCAGGGUAUUCUUUCGCCGACCAUUACCGCAAAACCACGGGGAAAGAUCUCCCUGCAUACACCAGGCCGAGCAGGCAGGAUACUGCGGAUUAUUUCCAAGCAUAUCCCGCCGCCGUCGGUAUCGAUGACGCCUUCUGCUCAAACGAAAACGUAUGGGGCAUUAUCCGGAACAAGAGCGGGUUUUACCUCCGAUCGCACAAUAUCCAAUGCAGACAUCUGGCCCUGGCCAGCGGUGUCUUUUCCGAAGUUCUACAGCCCCGGCCACUUAUUAGGCCCCUCACGUUACUUCAACCCGUGCCGGAGACACCACUGCUUGUCAUCGGCUCUGGAUUUUCCGCUGCAGAUGUAAUUAUCUCCGCCCCGGGAAAUCAGAAAAUAAUCCACGUCUUCAAAUGGGACCCCGAGAACCGGCCGUCACCAUUGCGUGGUUGCCAUCAGCAUGCAUACCCUGAGUAUGCUGGCGUAUAUCGGUUAAUGCGACGAGCUGCAAUAGCUGCGCAGCCGAAAACCUCAAAGCGUGUCAAACCCCUGCGAACCAACUCCUCUCCCUUUCUCGAGAGCCGAGCCUGGGCCGAGAUUUAUGAAGGGUUUCCAAAUACGGAGAUAAUCGAUGUGCAAACGCAGGACGAAAUAGCCAUCGUGACCUUUCGCUGUCCAGCCGGGAACACUCUAACCCGGCAUGUACGUGGGAUGGUAUAUGCCACUGGUCGACGAGGCAGUCUUGGCUAUCUAGACCAGAGCCUUUUGCGUGAGGUCAUUGGCUCAGACCACGAAGUUGAGGCAAAUCCUACAAUAUCUGGACAGACGCUGCGAGGUAAAGCCAUCGAGGACGUCGAGGUUGCGAAAGACGUCUUUAUCAUCGGCAGCUUAACGGGAGAUUCCCUCAUCCGUUUUGCAUAUGGAAGUUGCGUCCAGGCUGCUGGGAAACUGGUCAAUGUUGCCUCUGGAAAUGGCAAAGCCAAGACCGGCUCAAACGACGCUCCGAGACAGGAAUUACGCAUCGGUGUCAUGCGUGGGAUCGACGGCCACGAUGUCUUUCCUAAUGGUGGACAGCUUCGCGCGGAUCCAGACAAUCGCGCGAUGGCACGCGCAAAAAAAUUACCCGAAGAGGAAACCAAAGGAAUAUGGGCCUGGAUAAUGGGGGUUUUGAACUGGCCUAAGGUAUAA